GGCCUUAUAUGGACUUCCGGGGGUGUGCGGGUCACGCGCGGACGGGCGACCGCUCGACCGGCGAGGAGGCGAUAACCGGCGAGGAGGCGCUGCAAGAAGACGAGGCCGCGACCACCACCACCACCACGACGACGAACGGAGGGAGAGAGGGAGAACAACAACGAGGUGACUUCAGGAUCACGCGGAGGCGAGCUCCCCAGGAGGAGGAGGAGGGAGUAGGAGGAGGAGGAGACGGGAGAGGCUGAAGGAGGAGCCAGCGCGGUGGGGCCGUGCGCACCGGGCCGGGCUGAGUGCAAAAUCGGUGCGCACGGCCCCACCGCGAUCACCGCCGCCGCCGCCCCGCCCGGUCCCUCAUUGACAGCAGCAGCGGCAGUAGUAGCGGCAACAACAACAGCGGCGGCACAAGAAGCGUAAGAAUAAUUAAAGCAACAAAGGGACGCGGUGUUGUCCGGUUACGUGUUCGUCGUCAGAUUUUUUUUAAAUUUCUUCUUGAGCCUCGUUUUGUGUCGUCUCGCCACUUCGGCGUCGGCGUCCAAACCGCCCGUUUCAGUCGAGCCCCGGCGAGGCCAGCAACGGCGGCGGCGUCGGCAAACAAAGGAACGCCUGGACCAAGUUUCCUUCGGCGUUAUUCAUCGUCGUCCCUCUUCAUCUGGGUGACUUCGCUCAACUCGGCGGAGUUGUCCGUCGCCCCGAACCGCUCGAUUCGCGACCCCGACGGGGAGAAGAAGAGGAAGCGGCAAAAACACGGAACGCGGGAGGAUCCGUCAACCUCGUCCUCUACCCGCUCCUUCCGCCUCCUUCCGUUCCUCGCCACCGUCUCCCCUGCUCGUGCCGCCUCGCGCGCUCCUCCAACCGCGAUCGUCGUCCGUUCCAUCGGUGAAGCGCGAAGGCCGAGGAGGAGGAGGAGGGAGGAGGAGAGGCAACCAUGAACCCGAACCGAGCGCGCCUGAUGUGCAUGCUGGCGCUCACCAUCGCCUUCUUCUUCGUUGAGCUGGUGGUGAGUCGCAUCACCGAGUCGCUCGCCAUGCUGUCCGACUCGUUCCACAUGCUGUCGGACGUGAUCGCGCUCUGCGUCGCCCUGGUGGCCGUCAAAUUCGCGGAGCGCACCGAGUCCACGAGCAAGAACACGUUCGGCUGGAUCCGCGCCGAGGUGAUGGGCGCCCUGGUGAACGCGGUCUUCCUCACGGCGCUUUGCUUCACCAUCGUGCUGGAGGCCAUCGAGCGCUUCACCGAGCCGCGCCGCGUCGAUCAGCCCCUGCUCGUGCUGGGCGUGGGCCUCGGCGGCCUCCUCAUCAACCUCAUCGGCCUGUGCAUCUUCCGCGGCCACAGCCACGGCCACGGGCACAGCCACGGCGGCCAGGCCGGCCACGGGCACGGGCACGGCAAGAGCAACGGGUGGAAGAAGAACUCUAGCGAGGAGCGUGCCAACCCCGGGGAGACGUCGCAGUUCAUCCAGUCCGUGGGUGCCGCCGAGCAGGGACCGCGCAUCAUCCCCGACAAAGACGCCAUGGGCGAUGUCAAGUUGGCGUGCUCAGAACCUUUGCCACAUGUCAACGGCAACCUGCAGAAUGGCGAUAUGGCGACCGGUGUGGAUCUGGAGAUGGCAGAGGAGUCUGCUUCCCAGAUGAAUAUGCGUGGUGUGUUCCUGCACGUGCUGGGUGAUGCCCUCGGCUCUGUGGUGGUCGUGGUCAAUGCAAUUUUGUAUCACUUUUUCCAGGAUACUUGCACUUCUGGCGAAGAAAGAUCCUGUUGGGUCUAUUACUUAGACCCCAGCUUGUGUUUGGUGAUCGUUUUCAUUCUUUUGGGCACCACAUUCCCCCUGCUGCGCGAGUCGGCACUGAUCCUUUUGCAAACGGUGCCCAAGCACAUCGAUGUGCGGGUGUUGACGGAGCGACUUCGCAAGAUCGAAGGCGUGCUGGCGGUGCACGAACUGCAUGUGUGGCAGCUUGCGGGAAGCCGCAUCAUCGCGACGGCGCACAUUAAGUGCCAGGGCCCGGCCUCCUACAUGGAGACUGCAAAGCUUAUUAAAGCUUUCUUUCACAAUGAAGGCAUUCAUGCCACCACUGUGCAGCCCGAGUUUGCAGAUGAUGGCCUCUCAGGUUCGCGUAUGGCUCUCUGCGACCUAUCCUGCCAAACGCAGUGUGCGCCUAAGCUUUGCUGUUCUACCGGUAAAGUGAUAGCUGGUGACUGGAACGGACAGCAGCAGUCUGGACCUGGAAACGGCAACAACCUAGAGACUAUCCGAGAGACACCGGAGCCCAGCCGGGAGUCACCUGCACACUGUGAACUGAAGGAGGGAGACGAAAUCAGCAUUGACAUCAAACCUGCCUCUGCGGAGGAUAAAGUGGGAACAGAGAGUGAAAGCCAGAUGUAACGUGUAUAUUUGGAAAGUCACUUUUAUCCAUUGGUUAUGUGUGAACGUGUGUACAGGUUCAUGAUGAGGAGUAGGCUUAACUUUGCAUUGUACCAAUUCAUUAACAAUACAUUUGGUAAGGAUCUUGACAAUAGAUCAGCAGAGCAUAUAUUUAUUAAGUUUUCCUUUGGAUAAUUUGUAUGAAUGCAGAACUCAUUCGACGAUGCCAAGUUUAGCCUAUUUCAAGGUUUUUUUCAUGCCGUUGUGAACGCUGCGGGAGUUGACGUGCUUAUUUGGUAAUCGAGUGGUAAAAUUGGUGGCACUUCAUCAGAAAUGGAGACGUAGCUCCAGUGUGACAGUAUGGUCACUACUGUGCACAAAGGAAUUGUGAUGUGUUUUGUCAUACUUCAACUUAACUACAUCUUGUAUCCAUUUGUGGAUCUCCAAACAUCGCUCAAUGCAAUUAGAGUACUUGUAAUUUAAGUAUAUAUUGCCUUUGUAUUUCGAUUUUUUGUUUCAUUGUUACAGUUUCACUGUAGUUUUGUGAAUACUUGACUAAAAACAUUUGAAUGCCAUCGUUUGGGUUAUUGCUCUAUUACCAGCAGUGCACAGUAACAUUGCAAAAAUGUUUCUGUUCACAUUGGCUUUUUAGUGUGGAUCAUCAGUUGCAUAACACCACGGCAAAUGGUCACAGUUGACUCUUUUUUAAGAACAGAAACUUACAUUGUGCCAUGCUGUUUGUCUUUGAACAGUAGUAGCAUAAAGUACAAUCCGUUUUCUACCAGGUUUAGCUUAUGCUUGCAGUGGUGUGGCAGAGGCCUCUUGCCAGUAGUGAUUAAUAUUUCUUUAGAGGCCCCUGCACUCUUGGUGCUUUUGCAAGCUUGACCGUGCAUGCAGCUUUUAGGACUAUUAACUCUCCUGAGCAAAAAUUAGAUUUUCGAAAUAACAUGAAGUAAAUUAUAGCAUUGGAAACUGGAUAUUUGCCUCCGAUUUUUAUACGUAAAAAAACACUUGUUAAUGACAUUAAAGAGUUAAUUUUGCAUAAGCAAAAGUAGACAUGUUUCUGAUAAAUGGUGAUUAUGCCAUGUGUCGGUCCAUUCUUUUUUUUUAUUGACUAAAGUGGUGGAACCACAAUUGAGAGAAUUGUUUCCCUCAGUCAACUCAACAAUUGUAAACUUAAAGAUAGUAUUAAAACAUACCAUUGUUGUGUACUUGCUCUUUUACUUGAAUUUAUUUUCAUUGAAGAAAUUUGUGUUUGGAUUCUUAUUCAUUAAACAUUUAACUUUGAUAUUUGUACCGAUUACAUUGUUCAGCUAAUCGGAUUUUAAAGGCGUUUAGUUAAUGUUGACUUAAAUAUAGGCCAAACAUUGGUUUUUUUUGCUUAAAGUGAUUAUAUUUCCCUAAAAUGCUAUUUAUUUGGCCUAUUCCGUGAUUGGUUUGUGUUACUCGGCUACCCAUUAAAUGACGUUUAAAGAAAUUAAAGCAUUAUUUGAGCUCAUUUGCCUUUUUUCUCCCACUGAAACUGGACGAAUGGAACUGGCCACAUUGCCACUUAUGAAUGCAUGCUAAUUGCGAGGUGGAGAAUAAAAUUAAAAAAAAACUUCUACCCUUUAAAGUAAUAAUUACAGCUUCUAUAGCACCUUGCAUAAAAUCUCAAGUAAUGGACUAAACAUUAGUACAACGGCCCAGGUCCACUGAUGUCAACAUUUGAAUGUGAUUACAGAGGAGGCCUCAUUUGCCUCGUUCACAUCUAAAUGUAUAUUUUGUGAGUGGUGAAUUAAAUGUCUAAAUAUGCAAAAAGUUAAGUUUUUUUUUAGUUUUACAAAAAAGGGGAGAUUUCCUGUGGAUUUCACUGCAAACACAUCUGAGUGAAUAGUCAUAAAAGCUGGACUUCGGUUUUACUAUUAAAAAAAUCACAUUUGCCCUCAUUUACGAGUGGCAGAUAAAUUGUGUAUUUGAAUAAUUUUUAUUUCUUAGUAUUUUGCGUGGUUGGGUGAAAAUUUACUAUUCAGUGUUCUGAUUGUUGUGUAUGUUAUGCAAAGUUUUUCAAACAUCAUUGUUUUAUUUGUCUACACUACUUUAGCUGUUUGUAGCUGGUUCUUGAAUAAUAUUUUUAUGUAUAGCUCUUUCCAUUUCUAAAAACAAUCGCUAUAACCUUGUCUUUUUAGAUUCAUACCUCAUUAAAGUGCGCUUUAAAAUUACCACUUGUAAUUUCAUGCUGUUUAUCAUUUCAUGACAUUCAGCACACCAUCUGCAACAGCUAAGGCUGAUUUAGAAGAUGCAUGGUUUGUAUCGUUAACUAAUAGUAUGGUGGCUCAUCCAAAAUAAAAAAAAAUUAUAGACCUGUAUUGAGGUAUUUUAAAAAUAAAAAGCUUGUAAAUACUAUACAAUGUGCAACUAGACUCCACCCUAAAAUGAUUGCGCUUUUGUAUUCUCAAAAGUGACUACCUCAAAAGCAGGCAGCAGUGUAUUUUCAAAUCAGCACAAGUGUAGCUAUUUAGAAAGAAAACCCUGCCAAUUCUGUACUCCAUAUUUAAUAAUUUGUUAAAGUUUAAUUACCCAACAGUAUGUGCUCUCAUGAAAUUAACAAUUAACAGGUAUAUGUGCUGAUUACGUGAACUGGUGACAAUAAAAAAACUGGCAAUUUUACAGCAUGCCAGGGCUGGA
Molecule: messenger RNA, 5020 nt
Organism: Petromyzon marinus (sea lamprey)
Lineage: Eukaryota; Metazoa; Chordata; Hyperoartia; Petromyzontiformes; Petromyzontidae
Product: proton-coupled zinc antiporter SLC30A1-like
Biological process (GO): detoxification of zinc ion; intracellular zinc ion homeostasis; zinc ion transmembrane transport
Cellular component (GO): Golgi apparatus; membrane; endoplasmic reticulum
Molecular function (GO): calcium channel inhibitor activity; zinc ion transmembrane transporter activity
Source: RefSeq, a predicted model, not a curated record